This is a messenger RNA of Danaus plexippus (monarch butterfly), 1218 nucleotides long. Its product is annotated as abasic site processing protein HMCES. The coding region runs from base 205 to 1131 and encodes 308 amino acids. The record is from RefSeq and is a predicted model, not a curated record. The transcript is spliced from 5 exons. Gene Ontology annotation, molecular function: single-stranded DNA binding. NCBI's taxonomy places the organism in Eukaryota, Metazoa, Arthropoda, Insecta, Lepidoptera, Nymphalidae. Gene Ontology annotation, biological process: DNA damage response.
UCAUAUCAAAUGUCAUUUGUUUGACAUUCUGAUUUUCGACAAACGUACAAACGUUAGCGGGAAAAUUUUAACUUCUAGGAUUUAAAAAAAUUAAAAAUAUGUGAAAUAAAAAUUAGCAAUUUAGAGGCAAAAAGAUUGAAAACUGGUCGUUAAAUAAUUACCGGAAAUCUUUAUCUUCACUUUUAUAGAAAUUAAAAAAAUAUAAUGUGCGGUCGAACUAGUUUAUCGCUCAAUAAGGAACAAGUACGAUGUGCUUGUGCCUACAAAUCAAGAAAGGAAAAUGUUUAUGUGAAACCAGAAUGGAAACCAGAACAUAAUAAUGGAAAAGAUUUUAUUCCCUCAUAUAAUAUUGCUCCAACAGACAUAACUCCUGUGUUAAUUGCUGGUAAUGAUUUUAAGACUUCCAGCUCUUUAGUAAGGAUACUUAAACCCAUGUUGUGGGGUAUAAUACCACCAUGGCACCAGGGUGAUUACAAAAGCCACAAUGUUAGCACAAACAAUUGUCGGAUAGAAAAUAUCAAAACUUCAAAACUGUACAGCCCGAUACUGCAGAAUGGAGGCCGCUGCAUAAUCAUUGCUGAAGGGUUUUACGAAUGGCAGACAACUGUGAAAAGUAAAACUAAGCAACCAUAUUACAUAUAUAUGCCACAAGGUGAUAAAAAUGAGACAAAAGACACGUCAGAAGAUAAAUUUAGUGAAAUAAACGGAUGGGAUGGUGUAAAGCUUAUACACAUGGCCGGCAUUUAUAAUAUAUGGAAAAGUGAAGACAUAAUUAUAUAUUCAUAUUCCAUAAUAACUAUGGAAUCGAAUGACACUAUGAACUGGCUACACCACAGAAUGCCCGCCAUACUGGAAAACGAUGAACAAAUUAAUGCCUGGCUUGAUGUUGAAAAUGUAGGCGCGGACAUGGCACUAGCAUAUUUGAAACCAGUAAAAAUAUUGACAUAUCAUCUAGUAUCAACAAUUGUUAAUAACUCAAGAAAUAAGUCAGCAGAUUGCAAUAAAAAAAUAUCUGCUGGUAAAGGAACACAGAAAACCUUAACCUCUUUUUUCAGUAAGUCAGAAAAACGGAAGUCUGAUCAAGAUCCGGAAGAAAAUAGCAAUAAAAAAAUUAAACAUGAAAAAUAUUGAUAGUCGAACUAACUUUAAUGUAAUAGGAACUUAGAAGUAAGAUUAACAUUUGUACUGUGUUACACAAUAAAUAUCAUUAAGGAUUCA